GCACUACAUUGUCAUUGUGUUAACUGUGUUGUAAGAAAUGGCUGUAAACAUUGUAUUUGGCAUUCGAUUAUCACCAAAUUCUUUUCAGCGAGUGACAGUAGGCAACAUUAGUUUAGACAGUAAAGUUGAGCAAUUAAAAUUGGAAGCUUCAAAGGCAACAAAUUUGCCAAGGCAUUUUAUAGAAUUAAUUUACUGUGGAAACAUUUUGGAUGAUGACUCAACACUAAGGUCUUGUGGACUGAAGUCUGGUGUAAUGGUUCAUGUACUGAAGAGGAGAGAGAAGGACAUUUCUUUGCCUGUUCACUCAGUGACAGAAGUUGGUGUUCAAGAAUUAGUGAUGGCAUUUCGCACAUUUACGCGGCACCCUAGUUACCGGAGUGCUCUGCAUCGUCUCAGCCGGCCAGAAGUUUUAGAAAAUAUUAUGAUGGCUACACCUGGACUUAGUGAAGAUCCAGUUGCAAUCUCAAUUAUUCAAGAUCCAGAAUUGCUUGUUCAUAUGGAAAAUGCAGACACUGUAAGAAGGAUUGCCGAACUCCACCCAUCCCUAGCUGAAGCAGCUAAUCAUAUAGCAGCUGUUGUUCAUGAAGAAGCUGCAACAGGAAGUGCAACCAAUCAAGGAUCAUCUUCAGGGUAUUCAUAUUCACUAGAUGCCCUUAGUGAUGAAGAAGAGAUGGAUUCCUCCCAGUCCUCUGACUCUCAGCCCCGUGGAGGUGACAGUCUGUCACGACAGCAGUCAUACUCAACCAUCACUGCAGCUCAGCUUGCUGCUGCUUUAGCUUCUGCUACUGGCUUGUUUCCUGCUUCACCUCGUGCCACUGGCUGUAGUACAUCUUUAGCAGCUGGUCCGUCAUCAGGAGGGAGUCUAAUCACACCAGAGAUGUUUAGCCAGGCAAUGCAGCAAGCGAUUGCCAAUGUGGGUCCAAAUACAGGAGGAUCACAUGCAUCAGGGGAUGUCGCAGUGACAGGAACAGAAGCAUCAACUGGUAGAACAGAUACAAAUCCUGAUAUUCAAGCACAGGCAAGCAGGUUAUCACAUCAGUUACAACAGAUGCAUGAGCUGGGUCUCACAGAUGACACUCUCAACAUUCAAGCUCUUCAGGCGACAGGUGGUGAUGUUCAUGCUGCCAUUGACAUAGUUUUCAGUGGUGCACUUCCGCCAGAUUCACAAUAAGUUAUCCUGUUGGGAACACUGCUUGUACGAUUAAAAUUGAACAUGAAAAUUGUAAUGAAGAUUCAUAUAUUCCUGUCUUAGCGUGUGAAGAUGGAAUUAUAAUAUUGUAACGUGGGGCGGUUUUACUACCCUGAUUGUCAACCCUGAUUUAUUCAUGUAAAAUUAAAUCAGUUACAGAGGUCUGCA
This is a messenger RNA of Zootermopsis nevadensis, 1357 nucleotides long. Its product is annotated as ubiquitin-like protein 7. Gene Ontology annotation, molecular function: polyubiquitin modification-dependent protein binding. The record is from RefSeq and is a predicted model, not a curated record. Lineage: Eukaryota; Metazoa; Arthropoda; Insecta; Blattodea; Termopsidae. Gene Ontology annotation, biological process: ubiquitin-dependent protein catabolic process. Gene Ontology annotation, cellular component: cytosol.